This is a messenger RNA of Telopea speciosissima, 2374 nucleotides long. Its product is annotated as zinc finger protein GAI-ASSOCIATED FACTOR 1-like. NCBI's taxonomy places the organism in Eukaryota, Viridiplantae, Streptophyta, Magnoliopsida, Proteales, Proteaceae. The coding region runs from base 658 to 2232 and encodes 524 amino acids. Gene Ontology annotation, molecular function: DNA-binding transcription factor activity. The transcript is spliced from 4 exons. Gene Ontology annotation, cellular component: nucleus. The record is from RefSeq and is a predicted model, not a curated record.
CUAAACUCGUAAGCCGCCUUAUCCGACCGUCUACAGCUUUCAUCUCCGGCAAUGACGUACGGACUAAACGGAAUUGGUCACCAGAACUCGAUCAUGUCCGGCAGUUAUAUUGGAUUGUUCGCAGCUGCUUCUUGGAUUUCGGAUUCAUUUCCAAAUGUCUGUUAGAGUUGUUAUUUGCAAAGCUGCAGGGUUUUUUCGAUCGAAAAUGUCGGAAACGUGAUGAACUUUUGUUUUUUUUCCUUACUGAGCAGACUGUGUUUGCCGCUGAUUUUCACUUCUUGGGUAUUCAGUUGAUUCGAUUCAAGCUUUGGGAGAUUGGUGGUGGUUCUUUACUUUUCGGUGUUCGUAGGGUUUUUGCUCUUUGGGUACUUUGUGAGUUUGGUUUUGCUGGCGAGGGUUUUGGUGAUUUUGGAAACUUGGAUCUACGGCUGGAGUUCUAAUUUUGGUUUUGAUUUCUGAUCGGAAGAAUAUAGGAACUCAAGAACUGGUAGGUGGAGAGAACAGGGAUUGCGACUGGUAGAUGAGAGCAGAGCUGAAACCUUGCGCAGGUAGUUUUGUUUAUUGAAUUCUUUUGGAUUCUGAAAGUUGAACUCCAAAAGGGCCCGGUAUUUCCAGAUUCAGCCUUAAUUUUGAUUUUCCAGUAGAAUUUUGGGAGGUAUGCCUGUUGAAUUGGAUAAUAGUUCCGCCAUGGCUGUUUCUACGGUUUCUGGGGAAGCUAGCGUCUCUUCUUCUGGUAACCAGGUGGUUCCACCGCCGACGACCACGAUAAAGAAGAAGCGGAACCUUCCUGGAAUGCCUGAUCCAGAUGCUGAGGUUAUCGCGUUGUCGCCGAAGACUCUAAUGGCUACGAACCGGUUCGUCUGUGAGAUCUGCAACAAAGGAUUUCAACGCGACCAGAAUCUACAACUCCACCGCCGCGGCCAUAACCUUCCGUGGAAGCUCCGGCAACGAUCGAGCAAAGAGGUCCGCAAGCGAGUCUACGUCUGCCCCGAGCCUUCUUGUGUUCAUAACGAUCCUUCUAGAGCUCUGGGUGAUCUCACGGGGAUUAAAAAGCAUUACUGUAGAAAACACGGCGAGAAGAAAUGGAAAUGCGAUAAGUGUUCGAAGAAAUACGCAGUUCAGUCCGAUUGGAAGGCGCAUUUGAAGACUUGUGGAACAAGAGAGUACAGAUGCGAUUGCGGAACCUUAUUUUCAAGGAGGGAUAGCUUCAUCACUCACCGGGCUUUCUGCGAUGCUUUAGCUGAGGAGAGCGCGAAAGCUCACACUGUUCCGAAUUCUAACUCAGAAGACGACUGUAAGCGUCAGAUCGUUGCCUGCUCGCCGCCUCCUUCGUCUUCUACUGUCGUUUCUGCUGUUUUGCCAAUUCAAAAUCCAGAUUUACCCGGAAAUUCAAGCGGCAUCAUUACCAAAAUCCCCCCAUCUACCUGCUUAAACGGGAGCAUUGGCAGUAGCAGUAGCUGUAGCAGCAGCAGCAUUUCCAGCAAUAGCAAUGGCAGUACCACUACGAGUGUAUUUCCAAGUCUAUUCGCAUCAUCGACAGGUGCAGGAACCUUACAGCCCCAAACAUCUACAUUCUCAGAUUUAAUAUGCGCCAUGGCACGAUCGGAGCGCUCAACAGCGCUAGCAACGGUGUCAGCGGUAGAGCCUACUUCUCUCUGUUUAUCUUCUAGCGGCGGUGGUUCCACGAUCUUUGGUACAGUGGUGGGAACAGAACGCCGGCAUUAUGCUGCUUCACCAGCAAUGUCCGCCACGGCAUUACUUCAGAAGGCAGCCCAAAUGGGGGCGGCCUCGACGAGCUCUUCAUUUCUGCGUGGGUUAGGAUUGACUUCAUCGUCGUCUUCUGGGCAUCAAGACGGGUUGCAGUGGAGUAGUGGACGCUUAGAUUCUGAGCCCGGAAGCUCGACGAUGACGGCAGGUGGUGGUGGUGCUGGUGGUGGGCUUGGACUUAGGCUUCCAUGCGAUGGUAGUACGGCCUUGACGGAGUUAAUGAUGGGCCCAUCGUCGAUGUUUGGGCCAAAACCCACGACACUGGACCUUCUUGGGCUUGGCAUUGGAGUUGGUAGUGGUGGUGGUGCACCUACGGGAGGGUUCUCGGCUCUGAUAACGUCAAUGGGCGGUGGUGGACUGGACGUGGCAGCGGCGGCCGCCACUUUUGGUGGAGGAGGGAGCGCGGCAGGAAAGACGUGGGGACCUGAAGCUACGGAGAGGAAGCCUAGUCCUGCCUUGUUGUAGAAUUUCGGUGUAGAGGAGAGUGAGGGUGGUUUCGUAUUCGUAUACAUCAUUACAUCCACGUCUACUUUUACGAAUUACGAUGUAAAGAAGGGAAGAAAAUAUGUGUAUUAGCUUUAUUUUUAUAGAAGAGACACUGUAGGUG